AAUCAAACCAGUUCCCAACUUCAAUCCGUCAAAUUAACACACCGAGCGGUACAAACUGAGAAUGCAUGCACGAGUGUCACUCGUACUGUCAAUCACCAUCGGCAUCAUAUCGAGUUCCGCCGCUAUCGCACCACCCAGUUGCGACGGCCUGUACGGAUGCAUUUCCUCGCUACGGCAAUCGGAUUGUGCCCAGGGCGAGGUGCUCAUUUCCGGCGCAUCGCUCAACGGGUGCUGUCCGGGAUGCCGCGGCGGUCAGGGCUACAUGAAGGUUUGCAACGUUAACGUGGCCAGUCGGCGAUGCGCUCCGGGUCUCAAGUGCGUCGAUCGCAAGUGCAUUUAUGAUCGAUCGACCUGCCUACACACGAUCCACAUGAAGGACGAGGAGGAGUGGGCCGGUUGGUAUCCACGGUGCAACCUGGAUGGGACCUACGCUAGCAAGCAGUGUCGAGGUGACCGACUGUCCGGGAGGUGUUUUUGCUACAGUGACGAUGGGCGACGAAUUUUCGGCUGGGAUUGGUAUAAGGACGCGGCGAAAAUGACCUGCGCUUGUAGCCGACGUCGAGCAAAACUCGAAUCCGAAGGAAGAACCGGGGUAACACUCCAUUGCAUGUCGAACGGAAACUUUGAACAGCUCCAAUGCGAUUCGGGAGUUUGUUGGUGUGCGAACGAAAGCACCGGCGAUCCGCUAGUAGGAACAACAGUCGUACAUGACAGUUUGUGGAGGUUACUGCCGUGUUAUAACAGUUCUCUACAUGGUGAUUCAUACCUUCGACAAUGCGAAAGUGCUGCUUUCGCGCAGAAGAAAAUACAGCAAAAGUUUUCCCAGAGGGGCACCAACGGAGUAAGCUUUAACGACGUUCGGUGCGAUUAUGACGGAAGUUAUGGGUCGUACAUGAUUGAUAAUGGAGUAGUAUACUGUACAUGGCGCAGCGGGAAAAAGAUCGGCUCUUACCAGGUCCGCUCCAGUCUAGUUUCAUCUGUCAACUGUAACUGCGCUCGCGAUACGGUCAUCUAUCAGGAGGCCGGCAUCCCUUUCACGUUGGCCUGCGGUGGCAACGGAAACUACGAGUACGCCCAGGAUCAGAACGGGCAUCUUUUCUGCGUGGACGGCGACGGCUUCGUGGUGACGACGGAUCUACGACCCAACGAAAGCUGCGACAAAUUCAUCUACAAUUCGGCGUUCUACAAUGAAGAUUAACUGACCGAUGGUACCGAUUUUAAUUUAUAGACCAAGACGCAGUGUAAAUAAAACCGGCAAAAGCAUUUUGUUUACUUGAA
Messenger RNA from Armigeres subalbatus, 1278 nucleotides. RefSeq lists its product as uncharacterized. The transcript has 6 exons. Gene Ontology annotation, cellular component: basement membrane. Bases 62 to 1198 code for a protein of 378 amino acids. The record is from RefSeq and is a predicted model, not a curated record. Gene Ontology annotation, biological process: cell-matrix adhesion. Lineage: Eukaryota; Metazoa; Arthropoda; Insecta; Diptera; Culicidae.